AUGUUAAUGCAGGAAUGUUGGAAGGCGCAAAUCUCGUGGGAUGAAUCUGUACCCACCGUUUUGCAUUCGUCAUGGCUGUCAUUUACAGAACAGCUAAAUAUGAUCGACGGACUAACUAUUCCGCGUCAAUUAAUAAUUAAUAAUCCCAAAAGCGUGCAGGUACACGGUUUUUGCGACGCUAGCAAGAUAGGAUACGGCGCCUGCUUAUACGUACGGUCCUGCGACGAACAGGGCAACACCCUCGUGCGGUUAUGGUGCUCUAAGACACGCGUGGCCCCCCUUAAAGAAACAACAAUUCCGCGACUUGAAUUGUGCGGGGCCUUAACACUCGCAAGAUUGUUUAAGGAAGUGUCGAAUUCAUGGAAUUCGUGCCCGAACAAAAUUACUUUUUGGUGCGAUUCUAUGAUUGUACUUCAUUGGCUAAAGAAGGCCCCCGCGACACUUAAGGUAUUUGAAGCGAAUCGAGUGGGGGAAAUUCAAAAGAUAACAGACGGUCUCGAGUGGCGGCAUAUAAAAUCCGAACAUAAUCCGGCGGACGCGUUGUCGCGAAGUCAGUUCCCGCGGGAGUUCUUAAAAAAUGAAUCGUGGUUCGACGGCCCCGCGUGGCUAAGCCGGCCCGAAGAGAAUUGGCCAGAGUCAAUUGAAAUCCCCAUUAAAGAUCUGCCCGGGUUAAAAAAGGCCGUUUGUCUACUAUCCUCAAAACUCGAAACAAGAUACAUAUACGACGGAUUUUCCUCCUAUACGCGAUUAACUCGCGCCAUUGCGUAUGGCUUACGAAUGUUACCGUCAAACCGAAAUAAAGGCGCGCUUACGAUACAAGAGGUAUGCGAGGCGGAGGUCCGAAUACUAAAACUGAUACAGAAUGAACAAUUCGCGAAUGAGAUUACUAGAAUUUCAAAUUCACAAGACGUAAAGGGCUCAAAAUUAGCAUCGUUAAGUCCAAUACUAGAUCAAUCAGGUUUACUUCGCGUGGGUGGCAGGCUGCGAAAUGCCGCCAUUCCCAUUUCGCAAAAACACCCGAUAUUAUUACCGUCACAUCAUCACGUAACUGAUCUAAUUAUUAAAAACGUUCACGAAAAAAAUUAUCACGCCGGCAUCCAAACGACACUUUAUGCAGUACGUUAUCGCUUUUGGUUAUUAGACGGAAAGAAUCAGAUACGAAAGAUAGUGAGACAAUGCGUACGCUGCAUUAGAUUCCGCGCGUCACCUGUUGAGUAUAAAAUGGCCGACUUACCAAAAUCAAGAUUGAACGAAUCGAUCGCAUUUAAUCAUACGGGACUCGAUUUCUUCGGACCAAUGUUCGUAAAGGAGAAAAAGCAACGGAACAGAGGCCGAGUCAAAGUAUACGGAUGCGUUUUCAUUUGUAUGUCAUCAAAAGCCGUUCAUAUCGAGAUCGUUAGCGACCUGUCCACGGAAGCAUUUCUAGCGGCAUUAAAACGGUUCAUGGGACGUAGAGCCAUCCCAGCACACAUAUAUUCGGACAAUGGCACAAAUUUCAUAGGUGCUAAUAAUCAAUUACGCGAAUGGUACGCCCUAUAUGAAUCAGCCGAAUUUAAGACUCAAAUAAACGAAUUUGCGACUACAAACAAAAUUUCUUGGCACUUUAACCCUCCCCUCUCUCCCCAUUUCGGGGGCAUUUGGGAGGCUGCAGUCAAGUCAUUUAAGCAUCACUUCAAACGAGUGAUAGGAGACCGCUUAUUCACAUAUGAAGAACUCAAUACGCUAGCCAUUGAAAUCGAAGCCAUACUGAACUCACGGCCUUUGUGCCCUAUAUCUACCGACCCUAAUGACCCCCUGGCUUUAACGCCUGCACACCUUUUAGUGGGGCGACCGCUCACGAUGCUACCUGAAAAUAAUUACUUAUAUGUUCCAGAGAAUCGCCUUACUUCCUGGCGACUGAUAUCCAAGGCCCGACAAGACUUUUGGCGCAAAUGGCACGUCGAAUAUCUGACGGAAUUACAACGACGACAAAAAUGGACCAAGUCCAAUACCGAACUGAAACGUGACUCGAUUGUCAUAAUUAUCGACAAAAAUUUACCGUGCAUGCGGUGGCAGCUUGGGCGGAUUGUGGAGCUACAUCCUGGAGACGACGGGCUGGUCAGAGUAGCCAGCGUCAAGACUUCUCAAGGAAUCUUCAAGCGAAACACGAAAUUAUUGUGCCCUUUAACAACCGAUUCGUAG
Molecule: messenger RNA, 2181 nt
Organism: Monomorium pharaonis (pharaoh ant)
Lineage: Eukaryota; Metazoa; Arthropoda; Insecta; Hymenoptera; Formicidae
Exons: 1
Coding region: 1-2181 (726 amino acids)
Biological process (GO): DNA integration
Molecular function (GO): nucleic acid binding
Source: RefSeq, a predicted model, not a curated record